GUCUUUACUCCCCCUCUCGCUCUCUCGCUCUCUCUCUCAAACUUAAUAUUUAAAUAUAGUGCAGUGCUGUGCAGUGGAGAGGUCUUGGAGCAUGAUGGCAGCGCGAAGUUUGGGGAUAUUUUUUGGAGUUGUGACUAUUCUCGGGACUUCGUUGGUUCAGGUUCAGUGCAAUGAGGAGUCACAUCUGAUCAGAGACUUGUUCAAAAACUACAACAAGAAUAUCCGCCCGGUGGUUCAUCCUGAAGACAAGGUGGAGGUUCAGAUCAAGCUGACCCUCACUAACCUCAUCUCUCUGAAUGAAAAGGAGGAGACUCUGACGACCAACGUGUGGAUUGAGAUUCAGUGGUCUGAUUAUCGCCUUGCCUGGAACACAUCAGACUAUUAUGGCAUCGAUAUUAUUCGUGUCCCUUGCAACACUGUGUGGCUUCCUGACAUUGUCCUUGAGAACAACAUUGAUGGAAACUUUGAUGUGGCUUACUACGCCAAUGUGUUGAUCAGCAAAGAUGGUUGGAUGUACUGGCUGCCUCCUGCUAUCUAUCGCAGCACUUGUGCCAUCGAGAUCACCUAUUUCCCGUUUGAUUAUCAAAACUGCACGCUAGCAUUCAGAUCCCAGACGUACAGUGCCAACGAAGUCGAUCUCAUCUUGGCUGUUGGUGAAACAGGAGAAACUAUUGAAUGGGUGGACAUCGACCCCGAGGCUUUCACAGAGAAUGGAGAGUGGGCCAUCGUCCAUCGUCCAGCCAGGAAGAUUAUCAACAGGCGGUACUCCGCAGAUGACCUUGAGUAUCAGGAGAUCUCGUUCAAUCUGGUCAUCCAAAGGAAACCCCUCUUCUACAUCAUCAACGUCAUCCUGCCCUGCUCCCUCAUCUCAUCACUCGUCGUACUGGCCUACUUCUUACCUGCACAAGCUGGGGGACAAAAGUUGACUGUAUCCAUCUCUGUCUUGCUGGCUCAGACUGUCUUCCUCUUUCUUAUUGCUCAGAAGAUCCCUGAGACGUCUCUUUCUGUUCCUCUCAUUGGCAAGUACCUGAUCUUUGUUAUGUGCGUCACAACUCUCAUCGCCACAAAUCAAAUCGUAGUGCUUAACUUCUCCCUGCGCAGCCCCAGCACUCACACCAUGUCCCAUUCCAUCAAACAUUUGUUCCUAGAAAUGGUACCUCGCUUCCUUGGCAUGUCCCCCCUGGUGGACGACAGCGAGGUGACAACUGAAGUAAACGGGGUGAAGGAGCGGCGGAGGUCCUUCGGCCUCAUGCAGAGAGCAGAGGAAUAUGUACUGAAACAACCUCGCAGUGAGAUGAUGUUUGACAAACAGAGAGAGAAGCAUGGCCUCAGCAAAUCCAUCGUGGAUAAUAUCGAUGUCAGCAGCACGGCUAACCUCUACAAGAGUUUGGCCCAAGCUGCACCCGAGAUCAAGCAAUGCGUGGACGCCUGCAACUUCAUUGCCGAGAGCACAAGGCAACAAAAUGACAUCGGAUCUGAAAUUGAAAGCUGGGUCCUGAUCGGGAAGAUGAUUGACAAGGUGUGCUUCUGGGCUGCCAUUCUCCUCUUCAUCUUUGGCACAGUUGGGAUCUUCCUAACUGGACACUUCAACAGGGCGCCUGAGUUUCCAUUUCCCGGGCAGACCAAAAAAUAUGUCCCGAGUUAAAAAACAUAAAACAAAAACCCUUUUUUGCUCUGAUGAAACCUCUCCGAGGGUCACUGUGCCUCGUGCUGUCUGCACAGCUGAGCGGUCUUGCUCGUUGAGUUCCAGGCUCAGAUUCAGGGUUGUGUUAGCCGGGCUUUAAUAAACCUGCGUUCAUAUUCACAGCUCAGACUUCUUCUUGUGAACACACGUCAGCCAGCUGAGGCUUUUCUUUCAGUUCUCCACCUUAGUUUAAAGUUCUGUUGAUGUAUGGGUGGAUCAUGUGAUGUUUUAAAGGUCCAGUGUGUCAGAUUUAGCCGGCUCUAUUGAAAGAAUAUGGCAAAAAUUAAAUAUAACCUUCAUAACUCUGUUUUCACGAGUGUAUAAUAUAAGAAUUGUGAUGUUUUGUUACCUUAGAAUGAGACUUUUAUAUCUACAGAUGCUACGGCUCCUUUUCCAUGGAUGUUGCUGGCUCUACAUAGACCCGUGUGGUUCCUUUACGCAUUUUAUGACCGCCAUAGUUUUUGCUUAAAGGACCAGUUCGUAGGAUUUAGUGAAAUCCAAUGGUGGAGUUGCUGAUUGCAACCCCCUUGCAUCUCUUUCUUAGCAUUAAGAAGAAACUAUAGCGGCCACGAAAUGUAUGAAAAAUGUGUGUCGACCACUAUGCGUGACAGUGUUGAUGCACUUAUGGACUCAGAAUAGAAAGUGUAAGUCUGACUCUAGAUUCACACCUUUCACAGCCACCGUGCCGUCCUUCACACCUGGAAAGGGAGUGUGAGUAAAGGGGGUGGACUUUUAAAUCAUCAUCAUACCAGUUAUGAUUAUUAUUUGUCUGUUAUGUGUUUAAGCAGACUUCAGCUCAACACAUUGCCGGUCCUUCAUGCGUCAAAGUCUGGAUCCGUUUCCCUGCAUGUACUAUGUCUUAUGUGAAGAAACUGUGCACGUCAUAUGAGCCAGCCAACUCUGAAUCAAAGCCUUAUUCUUCUUACUUAUGACUUAUUUAUUAGAGCGUCUUGUUAGAGGUAGAUGACUCAGAGGGAUAUUGUCUUGAUUCACUGUGCCAUGUUUUUUAAAAUAAAUAUUUUAUUUUGUGCA
This is a messenger RNA of Larimichthys crocea (large yellow croaker), 2716 nucleotides long. RefSeq names its product cholinergic receptor, nicotinic, epsilon (gene chrne). Lineage: Eukaryota; Metazoa; Chordata; Actinopteri; Sciaenidae. The record is from RefSeq and is a predicted model, not a curated record. The transcript is spliced from 12 exons. Gene Ontology annotation, molecular function: acetylcholine-gated monoatomic cation-selective channel activity; transmembrane signaling receptor activity. Gene Ontology annotation, biological process: monoatomic ion transmembrane transport. Bases 92 to 1645 code for a protein of 517 amino acids. Gene Ontology annotation, cellular component: postsynaptic membrane.